Molecule: messenger RNA, 1257 nt
Organism: Cooperia oncophora
Lineage: Eukaryota; Metazoa; Nematoda; Chromadorea; Rhabditida; Trichostrongylidae
Source: the annotation of a GenBank genome assembly
AUGCUAAUCAUCUGUGCAGCCCGGAACCGACAUGCUCUGACGAAGAAGGGAUCACAGCGGACCCCAAUCAUUGAAGAAGUUGACGGAGAGCCCUCGCCUUCCUUGAGCGAUCUGAGAGACGAUUUACCAUCUGAUCGACCGCCGAGAUUUUUGGAAGUGAUUCAUGAGAAUGAAGGUGUGCUCUUGUUCUCUGAUUCCGACGACGAAGUUAAUCUUCUAUCACGACCGUUGUCACGGGCCUCAUUCCGCUCUGAAACUUUACGUCAACAAAAUGAUGAUACACUGACUAAAGAGGCAAGGCAGUUUGUACUCGAAGUACUCCCCGAGAAAUCCAUACCAAAUCAGUUGGUCGACGAACGAAAACAACCAGAUACACCGAGAUCACCAUGCUUGAAGAGAAUUCAUUUCCAGCGAAAGCAAGAGCAAGUUCAGCAACGAAGUAGCGAGCUGUUUAAAUUUGACGCUCGACAUGAAGCUAAACCCGAGCGUCCAAAAGAAGAGAGAUGCACUGAAGAACCGCCUUCACGAAAGGAAUCUCGAGAAGAAGCUACGCAGACACCCGACUGCGGUCUGCCACGAAUCGGCGACUGCUUGUCGCGUUUUCCUGCGUUUCGUGGCUCUGCCACACACUCAACAGAGAACAAUGGUGCUGAACUGGUUCAAAAAGAAGCUGCAGUCACUGAGAACCCGCUGCGGGCAACUACGAAGGAAGCAACCCGUGGUGACGAGCCGCAAAAGCCCACUGUGCAUGUGCAUCCGUUCACGCCGGACGUACCGUCACAAGUGCCUAUCCUCCGAACUAUAACAGAACGAUUGCAAAGCCUUCGCGACAACCAGCUUGACGUCGACAGUUCUCCUCGACUAUCUCGAAGAUCUUUCCUGGCUCCGGAUGAGCCAGUACGCUUCAGAAAUUCCUACAUCGAAGUAAUUGAGUCACCACGGUUGUCGAAGAAGCUCUACGAACCAGACCCAUCACCAAUGACUUCUCGUCGAUUAAUAGAUAAUCGCGUCUCCCACGAGGACUUAUACAGUCCUCUAUACAAACCGCAAGAGUUCCCUUACCGCUCGGAGCCACCUUACAAACAUUUCGAUCCACAUAUCAUCACGGAACGGUUCUCUUCGUACUGCAUUGAACCACCAGCUGAAGAAGAGCUCCGAAAGGAAUCGCAAGUGAGGCGAGUAGAACUUGGACGGUCGGGAUCGCAACGAAGCGACAAAACCCCUCCCGUUGUGCAAAAAGAUAUUCACAGGUAUUGA